GUAGCCGAGAGGUUAAAUACGACAGGAAAACUGGAGAGUAAAAAAAAGGGGUUAGUGCGAAUUAAACGGUAAUUUCUUGUGUUACUUGAUGAAUGGUAGGGCGAGGCUGCCCCUUAUACUUUAAUGACGGAAGCAACGUCGAAAAUAACUGGCGUGUUUUGAUGUAGCUGUAACUUUAAGUCUUCAUGACCAUGUAAACACAGUUAACGUUAGCAUGUUCCAGGAAUUAUUCUGUGCCGUGUUUCAUUGAAGUUGCUGUUUCCAUUGCGCUGAACUCCUGGCGGUAGACGUUACGAGCCAAGUUUCACGAUCGAUGUAUCCGGCAAGUAAAACAAUGGAUGCGGUUCACAGUAGGACUGGUGUCUUCUACCAGGCAAUGCCUGCUGUUGGAGCCGAUGGCAAGAACAUCAUGAAACUGAUUCCUGUACGAGUGGUCAAUGGACAAUUUCUCCAAAUUCAGACGAGCAAUCCUACAACAGAUCCUAAACCAAAGAGAAUUGUACACAUAAAUAUUGCCUCAGCACCUGUUCAGGUGGGGAUAAAGGCAGCUUUAAAUCCUUCUGCCACUCAGCAAAUUGUCAUGAAGCAGGUUUCCCUUGUGAAUUCCUUGCCUAAUCAGGUAGGUGUGGAUCUUCGUAAUUCAUUCAGCAAGCGUCCACUACUGCAACAGGCUGUAAAUGUAAUGGCCAAAGCACCUACAAUGGCAGCACCUGCAACAAACCCUGAGUCAGUAAGAUUUCCAAAGCAGCUGCCUGUGACAGUGAAAUCUCCAGUACUUCCCAGAGGACAGUACCUUCAGAUUCCCCCUAAUGCCCAAGUCCGAACAGUUCCAGCAUCUGAACUGCCUCCGGGUAUCAAGAAAAAGAUUUUCACUUCAUCAGCCAGCUCCUCUCCUGCCUCAGGAUCACCCAGUGUGGUCUAUGUGUCACCUAUCACGACUGUGAAUCAACGCAUUACAUCACCAAGUGAUUCUGCACUUCACUCGCUCAAGCUGCUUUCCAAGACGUCAAAUACAACUUCUUGUGGACUCCCAUCAAAUGGAUCAAAACCACAUUUAAAAAUGAUUCCAGAGGUGUCACAAAGGCCCAACAGCCCCAUAAAGUGGACCAUUGAAGAAGAGGACGGCACUGUGGCUCCAAGUCUUGAUCCUCUUAAUUCUCCUACUGUUACUUCAAAGAUUCUUCGGGCUGUAGCAGAGAGAGAAAAUGCUGGCAAGCGUUGUGAUGUCAUUACAAAACCAGUUUCUCAGUUGAGCGAGGGAAAAAGUAAGCAAGAAAAUGCCUUGGUCAUGUGCAAUGGGAGGGUGUUUUUUGUGGUUAAAAAGUGCAGCCCGCCAACAAAAAGUUCUGAAUUCAACAAAGCUACGGUGCCCUCAUCCCAACAAGCCCUUGAGUCAGGUGCACCUGAAAUAAAGCAGGACCUUAAAAUUAUUAUUCCAGAUGAGUCAGAUGAAGUGAUUGACCUUUGUGAUGAUGAUGCUCAGGAGGACUUGUCCCAGCAAGCAGCAUCUGUUAAUGUGUCAGCGGUCACUCAUCUGGAUGAAGACAACGUAAUAUUUGUGUCAUAUAUUCCACCCAAAUCUGAGUCUGGGUCAGCACAAGAUUUGAUACUCGAAAUACAAAAGGUACUUGAGAAGAAAACAGACCAAAUGGGCACAAGCAGCUCAAGCAGUGUGACAGAACAGAAGAGCCUGGAUGGUACAACUGGUAGUGAUGGCAGAGAUGAAAUUGCUGCUCUUAGAGGUAAAAAUCCUGGCCGGAGUAUGUUAUCCACCACAGCUGCCAGCGGCUCAAACAGCAACAACAGUCAGCAUUGCACCUCCAUCCAACAGUCGGAGCGCACGGAAGUUACUGUUUCUGAAACAGACCCCAGCAACGCUGACAGCAGCAGUGCAAUAUACUCUGGAAUGGAGAAGGACACCCACAAAAUGGAGAGCUCUAUGAAUCCUGAAACAAGGUGGACUUCUUCACCACAUGACGGCACCACGGCACCACAAUCCUGUGAAAGGGCCGACCACAUGCUGAGACAGAUAUUUCACAUAACAGCUGAUGUAAAAAUUUGCCUGCAGAGGAUUGAUGAAGGCCCGGCUGGCUCUGUCCCUGCAGAGCCUCCCCAAAGACAGUCCAUAAGGUCAGUGGAGGAUCAUCGGGAAGCAAAGAGUGUGUUGAAGGACAAAAAACUUUCUACACAGGGCUGUUACCAUCCUCAGGCAACUGACAGCGACAAUGGUGUCAGCCCUGCCAAACGAGUGAAAGUACUAACUGAACAGGAGCUGUCAGCAGGCCCAGCCACUUUAAGUCCUCACACACAUAUUGGACCCCUUAAAUGUUCACACUUCAAAAUGAACACAAGAUCUGUCUCUGCUUUGAAGUGCAAUUCAGGACAGAGCCCACUCAAGGGCACAUCAUGUGAACUUGAGACUGAGCCUGUGAUUGGCUACGUGGAACCCAUAGGUGAGGAUAUCCUCAGCACAGAUGAAAAUGACAUCCCCAACUCACAGGACACAGAUGUGCGGCCACAGAGUCUGACUUUGAUGGAUCUGAAUACAAACACGAGGAGGAUGGGAAGAACAAGAAAGCGUACAAUUUGUCCAUGUUGCAUCCCUGGUACUCAAGCUUCUGCCGUGAAGUCCAGAGCAAAAUCAGUAGAGCCAGAGAAGUGGGCAUGGAUGACAGAGCAGACAAGUAAGAAAGAUGUAAGAGCGAAAGCUGCGAGAAAAGAUGCAAAAACAUCUGGAAGGAUCAGCUGUUCAACAGCCAAGAGCAAGCAGAACUGUAGGACUUACGAGGUUCCAGCCAGCGACAGUUUACCCACAACGUCCAUGGACUUUGAUGAACAAAAACAUUAUGAAGAGAUCAAAAGACUCAGAAUGCUUCUGAGAGAGAAAGAAGCAGCUUUAGAACUGAUGAGAAAAAGCGUGAGCUGAAAUUUAAAUUCAGCAUUUCAAAUUCUAACAUUCUAACAUUUAAGUUUUCUUAUGAAGUUAAUGAAUUUAUUUUAGUACAUAAACUUUUAUUGGAACUAUUGUUUUUUUUUUGGAAUUAACAAAGACUAACACAAGUAUCACAUUACUUUAACACAGUGUCAUGUAAAUACCUGGAUGUUUGAAUAUGAUAGCCUAUAGCACCGCGGGUCACAUCCAGCCUGACAGAGUUUCCCAGUCAGACCUCAGGAGACUAAUCAAUUCAGAUUGAUUGUCUAUUGUCUUGUCUAUUAGAUGCAAGAGGCUUCACUUGGGAAUUGAAUAAAUUUUUUUUUUAUUAUUAUUAUUAACGAAUUUAUCAUAACAAAAAAGAAAGCAGUCAUACCCCCCCCCCCCCCGCCCACACAAGACAAACAAGCAAACAAAACCAACCAACACCGUCACCUACACACAACAACAACAACAACAACAACAACAACAACAACACAAAAAGUGUACCUUAAGACUUCCAUGAUAAUCCUUAAACAUCUUUGUACAGAGAGUAACAGCAGGCAAUAAAAAAGAUAUAACAAUGAAUACAUAUGUGAUUAGGAUGAUUCCAAAUGUUGCAGAAGGGGACCACAUGUUUUCUCUAAUGUGAGUUGGCAUUUAAAAUUAAUAUUUUGCAGUUUUUCUAAGUGAAUGGGAAUUGAAUAAAAAUGAGAUGCAGAACUUUGGGCAAUAAGCUUGACUACCUCUGGCCUGUAGUUUUACAGCAGUGUGGUAUGGUGAUAUGUGUGCGCAGAAAGAGCAGCAGCGGUGUGUUAAAAGAUGGCAGUAACAAGACUAAAAAGGGUUAGUAAAGUAAAGUGUAUCAGUGUAAUAUUAUAGGGACUGUCAGUCUAUGAGGCUCCCCAGAUGACAGAGACACGAGGUAGAAUAUUCAUUAUACAACCAUAUGCCUCAUGGGGUUGACUGGCUGCAGGUCACACAUACCACCAUGGCCAGUUCAGUGAUGUGCAGCUAGAAAGCUGUUAUGUUAUGCCUUAAAGCAGGGGUGUCCGAACUACGGCCGCGGGCCAACUGCAGCCCACAGUCAAUUUUGAAUUGGCCCGCAAGAAAUUUUAUAAAUAGAAUAGAAUAUGGCUCACUCUUGAAACUUUCAUCUGAGUGCAUUGCACUUAUUACUUUUAACACCAGGGGGAGCUACUGUUGAACAAGGCAACUGCCCCACCAAAAAAGACAAUCACAGAACAAAUUUACCCCAGGUUACCAAAUAUGGCAGAACCAAAGAAAUGCAAGGUAGGAGGCUGAAGGCAGCAUCACUGCUCCCACUUAGUGCAAUGCCAUUCCCACUUUAGCGGAGUUCAAAAUAUAUUCCACAGUAUCCGUGUGUUAUUAAGCAUGCAUGCACAUAACUAGUCUGCAGGUACACGUGUGACAAAUAUCGAUAAAGCUGCAUCAUUUCUGUCACUACUACUAGUUGCUGUGCACAGCGCACACACUGUGCAAAAUCAGCUGAUCUCAACUGAUGCAGAUCAAAGUGACAUUUGUCCGGAUCAGCACCGCAGCUGGAUGGUCAGUUCCUCGACCGAUUUAAAUACCCAGCCCAGCUGAUCCUCACCAGAAUAACUGACUAAAAGUAUAUGCACUCCUGUGAUUAAGUCCAAUUCAGUCUGUUAAUUCUGAUAAUAGUUUCUAACAAACAUUAAUAGGUGUGUUAAUAGGCCUAAAAAACUUAAUUAACGAGCUUGAAAUGUACCCAUCCCAUUUUCCCCUUUCUUGUUCUUUCUCUGUACUGUGGGGUUCACCAUCCUCACUCAGAAGAAAUCUGAGGCUGCUGUGCUGAGAAUGAGCUGCCAACCCUUUUUCUGAAUAAAUCAGUAAAAAUCCAUUUAUGGAAAGCUGUGAUGAAGGUCGUUUUUUUGUAAUCAUAUUCAACAAUAUAGCAUAUUUGACCAACUGUGAAUUUAUUUUUCUAACUUUAAUACACUAAAGGUGAGGCUAUAUACCUCACCUCUAGUGGUCCAGCCCCUACUAUAUUUUAAUGUAUGUGGCCCUCAGUGAAAAAGUUUGGACACCCCUGCCUUAAAGGUCACAUUGAUUGAAAAUAUUUAAGUAGUAUUUGAACUCUGUGUGUCUGUGUGUGUGUGUGUGUGUGUGUGUGCAUGCGUGCGUGUGUAGGCCACUGCGCAGUGAGAGCGCUAACGGACGAGAUUAGGCUCAUUUUAAACCAAU
Messenger RNA from Chelmon rostratus (copperband butterflyfish), 5140 nucleotides. RefSeq names its product ligand dependent nuclear receptor interacting factor 1 (gene lrif1). NCBI's taxonomy places the organism in Eukaryota, Metazoa, Chordata, Actinopteri, Chaetodontiformes, Chaetodontidae. Gene Ontology annotation, biological process: regulation of DNA-templated transcription. Bases 314 to 2926 code for a protein of 870 amino acids. The transcript is spliced from 3 exons. The record is from RefSeq and is a predicted model, not a curated record. Gene Ontology annotation, molecular function: nuclear retinoic acid receptor binding.